AUGGAGGCCGCAAACGAGGCGAAAGUGAAGACUGAAGACGCCGACGGCGCAAAUGGAGUGCAGAGUGGCAGGAUUGCGCACACGUUGACUGCCUGCUGUCGAUGCAGAACGCGCAAGACACGAUGCGACCCCGGACUCCCUCGAUGCGGUCCUUGCGAGCGCACAAACUCGCACUGCGAAUAUUACGACCCUACGAAAGGCAGGAAGAUCCCGCGCAACUACGUCGUGCACCUGCAGCACAAGGUGCGUGAGCUUGAGAAGCAGCUGGCCGCCCUCGAGGGGGACGAUGUUGAGCCUGACGCCGAGGACGUCAUGCGCGGGGCAGCAGCGGUGCGAGUGCAGGACACGGACGAGUCCAAGUUCCUGGGGCCGUCGAGCGGCAUCACCAUCACGCGCCUGGUGAUGCAGCUGGCAAAGCAGUUCACCGAGUCAAAGACAAUAUCUGAGAUUGUGCCCCACGCACGACAACAGUCGAUCAAGGCUACGUUUGAGCAGGAAGACGAACGACCGACGUCCAAGGUGUACCCCCUGGUCAGCGACGUUGCGGCUGAAGAACUACCGAAUCGAGAUCUCACCAAUCUACUAGUCGAGCUGUUCUACUGCAAAGUGCACCCCAUGUAUCCCAUCUUCCACGAGCCAACGUUCACCCAGGACGUCGAAGAGGUGUACAAUGGCUCUACAGACCCCUAUCAGAACUAUUGUCUGCGCAUGGUCAUCGCCAUUAGCCUGCAAAAGAUGGACACCCAGUACGCUGGUCUCGCUGACAGCUACUAUCUCUCCGCCCUGACGUACUUCGAAGCUGCGAUUAAGCCAAUGAACUUGAAGACCCUGCAAUGCUUCGGUCUCGUAGCCGGAUAUUCGCUCCUGACACCCACGAGAACGGCAGUCUACUACAUCAUCGGUCUUGGAAUGCGCCUUUGUCAAGCUCUAGGACUGCAUGAGGAGAAGACAAUCACGCGAGGACCCGGGGGACAGCCCGCGGACCCGCUCGAGGUUGAUAUGCGCCGGCGAUUAUUCUGGAGUCUGCUCACUAUGGACUACGGCCUCUCGCACAGUCUAGGAAGACCAGCUCACUAUGCCGCGAGACGUCAACAUAUCGAUGUCAACUUCUCUGAGCUCGUUGACGAUGUCUACAUCACUAAAGAAGGUAUCAAGCCUGCGCCGCAAGCCUCACUCAAGAAGUGGAUCGGUAUUCACUUCUACAAGAUGCGUUUGUUGCAACUGGAGAUUCGCAAGAAGCUAUAUCAAAGGAAGACAGCUGAGCCGCAAGACGACCAGCAUCCCUGGUUCGCGGAGAUACAAAGCAAGAUCGAGGCGUGGCGAGACACAAGUCCGGAGAUGGAUGGCGGCUCUGGCUUGAACAAAGUCUGGUUCAUUGGUCGAUACAACAUUAUGAUCGUGUUCAUCUUCCGCCCCUCACCACAGGUCCCGAGACCCUCACUACAAGCUGCGAUCCGCUGCUUCGAUGCAUGCCAGUACAACAUCUACAUGCACAAAAGGCAAAUCGACAUGAAGACCGUUGACGUCACGUGGAUUUUCGUACAAUCGAUCUUCAUGUGCAUCAACACCAUGCUUUGGACUUUAUCCUACCAGGAAGUCCGUCGCCUGCACAGCAGGGAGGAAGUCGAGGGACAUCUCAGCGUUGCAAUGGAAUCUAUUCUACUCGCAUCUGAUAGAUGGCCUGGUGUUGCCUCAGCCAGAGACCUUUAUCAUAACUUGAUCGGUGCCUGCAUGGAAAUCUAUAACAAAGAUGGAGACGUGCCCAUUACAGCCAACUCGCCAUCAGACUGCGCUUCAGUCGUGUCAGGCAGUAUCGUGGAUGGCAUCAACAGAUCUCGGACGACGAGUCCUGCGACAGCAUCCACCGCAUCGGUGAGCACGCCUAAGGAUAGCGUACAACCGCCGUUCGGCUAUUUACCAACCCAGGGACAGCACUUCUUCGGCCACGAACACGUGCGAGCCAAUUCUUCGAUGAUCACGAGUUCGCCCUCGAGCCAGGCCUCAUCGUUGCAGCUACCUAAGCAGCCCCAGCAGCACUACGACCCAAGUCCGAAGACGUCGGUUGAUGCGAACGUACCUACAUUUGCUUACCCGCCCACGACGCAGUUCACCGCGCUUCCAACAACGUUUGCCGAGCUGCCACAGUGGACCCCCACUUUCGCAAUGCCUCAGCAAGAUCAUUUCAACACAGCGACAAUGCCUCUCACAUCGCCGCACUACAACGAAUACUACGCUGCGAACCAAGGCUAUGAGAUGGCCGACUACCUCAAUCCAGGCUGGAGUCAGGAUGCCAGAGCCAAUGGUCUCAACCAGCAGCAACAGAUGCAGCUCAUGCAUGACUUCGAGAUGAAUGAAACCAGCAAGAUCGAGGAGAUGAUCCACCAGAGCCAUCAGCUGUUCAUACCGCCGCAACUGCAAACCUACUCCUGA
Messenger RNA from Didymella exigua CBS 183.55, 2430 nucleotides. RefSeq lists its product as uncharacterized. Bases 1 to 2430 code for a protein of 809 amino acids. The record is from RefSeq and is a predicted model, not a curated record. Gene Ontology annotation, biological process: positive regulation of transcription by RNA polymerase II; DNA-templated transcription. The transcript is spliced from 4 exons. NCBI's taxonomy places the organism in Eukaryota, Fungi, Ascomycota, Dothideomycetes, Pleosporales, Didymellaceae. Gene Ontology annotation, molecular function: zinc ion binding; sequence-specific DNA binding; DNA-binding transcription factor activity, RNA polymerase II-specific.